This is a messenger RNA of Electrophorus electricus (electric eel), 1676 nucleotides long. RefSeq lists its product as uncharacterized. Lineage: Eukaryota; Metazoa; Chordata; Actinopteri; Gymnotiformes; Gymnotidae. Gene Ontology annotation, molecular function: calcium ion binding. The record is from RefSeq and is a predicted model, not a curated record.
GGACUGUAGUUGUGGCCCCGGUCGACCAGCACUUGGCCCUGUCACUCAUGUCUCCUGACCCCCGCCCCCAUCUCGUCUUACCCCCAAGCUUGUCUCUCUGUUCCUCUGCGCACUGUUAGUGAGGUCUGUGUUGCAGUUGCCGCCUAGCCUGCCCCACUGCUCCUUCUGUCUCGACACGCUUAAUCACCACAGAGUGGGCUCGUCAUCAUCGUGCUUCUCUUUUUCCGUGUUUUGUAAACCACCUACGCGUGGUACAUUUUCAGAAGCUAGAGGGGACACCUGAAUCCCAGGGGAUCGUCUAGCAUUGGGAACAAGCGUGUGGAUUUGGACAAUUGGAAUACUUUGUACCUCCAGGCUUUGAUUUGGUCACCUGUGCUACCUCGCCGUGCGUGUGAGCGCGAGUGCAUGUUACUGGGUGAGUGGUGGACAUACUGAGGAGGCCACAAGGUGUUGGUUGAGUGCUUUUGAGUUGUGAGGUCCUUGUACAGGAGCACUGCACUGUAGAGGAGCGUGAGAUCUGUGUGUGUGGGUCUGCUCCACCGCGCCGUACAGUCAUGGCUACCCUGAAGAGCUGGCUCCUGGGGCUGCUGCUGGUCCUGCUCUGCAGCUUCCAGACGCCCCUGGCUCCCUCCACUGCCGUCAAAGCCCAGGAGAUACCUCAUGUCCAUGAGGAGGGGCUGAUGGCAGACCACGACAACGAUGACGACGACGACGAUGACGACGAUGACGACGAUGACGACGACGACGAUGACGACGACGACGACGAUGAUGACGAUGACGACGAUGAUGACGAUGACGAUGAUGACGAUGACGAUGAUGACGAUGAUGACGAUGACGAUGAUGAUGACGAUGAUGACGACGAUGACGAUGACGAUGAUGACGAUGACGAUGAUGAUGACGAUGACGAUGACGAUGAUGAUGAUGAUGAUGAUGACGAUGAUGAUGACGACGAUGACGAUGACGACGACGAUGAUGACGAUGACGAUGAUGAUGAUGAUGACGAUGAUGAUGAUGAUGAUGAUGAUGAUGACGACGACGAUGACGAUGACGACGAUGAUGACGAUGAUGAUGACCACGAAGAUGACGAGGAAGAUGAGUACCAUGUGGGUUCCGUCUGCAAGUUCUGUGCCCACUGUGAGCACUGCGACAGCUGUGACAAGUGCCCAUGUAAAAAGGGAGAUAAGGCAGAAUAUUGUGGAUUCUGUGAGGCCUGCAAUAUGUGUCCUGUCUGCCCUGUGUGUAACACUGUGUGCCAGCCAGGUGGUUUUGUGGACUCAGUCACAGGAUCGAUCUAUAAGACGGUUGCAGACAUUCUUGACAAUGAUGACGAUGAUGAUGACAAGAACUAAGUCUUCGAUUGCCACCGUGUGGCCAUUUGAAUGAGCUGCAGUCAGGGUUGAGGAGGGGCAUUUAAAAGCUUGAGUCUGCAUUAUUGCUGUCUUGAGUCUUAAUAAGUUAUUUCUCUACCACCUUUUUAAAUCUGACAUGUUUCAUAAAAGCACUAAAUAUAUGGAACAUUGAAUCAAAGAAUGUAUAAAUAAACCUAUACGGUUUUGUCAACCGGUUUACUGUGUAAGUAACAGUAAAUAUAAGAACUGUCACUGAACAAGCACGAGCUAUUUUGACACAACUGGAUGGUAUUUAAAUAAAAUUGUGGGUAUUUGUUUGUCACAUUA